Molecule: messenger RNA, 2247 nt
Organism: Emys orbicularis (European pond turtle)
Lineage: Eukaryota; Metazoa; Chordata; Testudines; Emydidae
Gene: SMIM15
Product: small integral membrane protein 15
Exons: 2
Coding region: 193-429 (78 amino acids)
Source: RefSeq, a predicted model, not a curated record
GUGGACCGCAGAUACGCUAGGCCCGGGACGUUUAACUCGGGGGUGCGGAGAAACCACUGGGGGGUCCCGCCGGCUCCUGGGCUGGAACAAGAGUUUAAAAGAAAACGAACUUGGCUGCAUAAACAACCCACCUGGGAACAAUCCGUUAUUUACUGGUCUGAAUAGGAAAGGUGAGAGGGUUUCCCCAAUUGGAUGGUAGAAAAGAUGUUUGAUAUCAAAGCGUGGGCUGAAUAUGUUGUGGAAUGGGCUGCGAAGGACCCAUAUGGCUUUCUUACCACUGUGAUCUUGGCCCUUACACCAUUGUUCCUAGCAAGUGCAGUGCUAUCAUGGAAACUGGCAAAAAUGAUUGAGGCCAGGGAGCGAGAGCAAAAGAAGAAACAGAAACGCCAGGAAAAUAUUGCAAAAGCCAAACGAACAAAGAGGGAUUAAGCGAGGCAAAAUGCCUUCCUUGUGCAAAAAAGUGCUUUUGUUGAAGCAUUCUUGUACACUUAUAUCUUUGUGUGGUGUUGUCUUCCUCCAACAAUCUUCUUGAACUGACAUUUCAACCCCUGAAAUUAUUCAUGUUCUGCUUAAACAAUUUGUGUUGAUAUCUCUGUCUAAUCUGCAAUGGCAUUUGAUGUGUAUAUUUCAACCAGAUAUCACUUUCCAAUGAGUUUACUUUUGUAUGUUUACGUGCCAUACACUAAAAUGAAUGGAUUGGCGGCGUGGGGGGGUUGUUUUUUUUUAAAUUGGAACUGCUUUAGCAAUUGUUCAAACAUGUCAAUAUUAAAUUAUGGAAGAAAAAAUUAAAAUAUCUGACUUUCUAAAAAUACUGCAGUCAUUGGUUUUCUAGAAGCUUAGGAACUUUGUUUUUAUACAGCCUUUUUUUCUACUGUUGAUUUGUCUUCAUUAUAGUACUUUUUUUUUUUUUUUUUUUCCUUCCUGGUUUCAACUUGGCCCUGGAAUAGCAGUCCUUGUUUCUGCAGCAGUUGUCAGCUUUGUGUUCUCAGGAGUUUGUUUUAUUAUAUGAACAGUGUUAGUAUUUCAUAUUAACUCAACUAAAUUCUUCAUGAGUGGCUCUCAAAAUCUGCUUCCUGGACUAUCAGUAGCCCACUGAGCCUUGUUUGGAUAGUUCACAGAAGGAAACUUUUUACAACCAAGCAGCAGGCAAAUGACUUCAUUUUCACAAUAUCCCAAUGUGAACAGCUCUUGCCUACAAUAUACUUCACAAAAUGAAUGUAGAGAUCCAUUUGGCAAAUAACUAAAUAUCAUUCUAGCUUUAGGUGAUGACAACAGUAACUCUAGAGCAGCAGAGGAACUGCUUUGGAUAUUACCAGCUUUGAAAGGAUGGCUUAAUAAAAAGAAACAAAAGCUGCAUAUGAUUCUAGUGCUGUAAACAUUGCAAAGUUAGUUGGAGCUAAGGCUAACAGAUUUAAUUUAUUCUGAUUUUUCUGUCCAAAGAAUAAUAGUAAAAGUGAAAAAUGUGUAGUUUAAUGUGCUUUAGCAAAUCUUAAUUUUUAUUACUACUAUAGUUCCAAUAGGUCUGAUCCUGUAGUAGCAAUCAAGUUUUAGGCCCUGUUCCAAUAACAUGUCUCUUAACCAGAGCGAAUAGAGUUGUGGUUUGUCAUACUGGAUUCUCAUGCCUAGCUCUUCACUUCGUAUGUAAAGGAUAAACCCUUAUGAAAGCAGAUGCUCUAUAUUAUUGAAAGGAGGAAGUGAAUAGGAGAUGAUACAUACCAAUACAAAUAAACAGGAAGUUUUGUUAAAUCAAUCUUGGGGCUUGUCUACACUGGCAAUUUACAGCGCUGCAACUUUCUUGUGCGGGGGUGUGAAAAAACAACCCCCUGAGCGCAGCAAGUUUCAGUGCUGUAAAGCGCCAAUGUAGACAGUGCACAAGCACUGGGAGCCAUGCCCCUCGUAGAGGUGGGUUGUUUAAAAAAAAAAAGAAAAAAAAAAAGCGCUGGGAGAGCUCUCUCAGCACUGCGCCGUGACCACAUACAAGGCACGUUAACAGUUGCCAGUGUAGACUAGCCCUUAGGUAAGAGUUAGAUGUGAAACAUUGAGGUGUAAUAGUUGGCUUUCUUCUGAGUAUUGCUCAAGACAAGUAUUGUUAGAAUGUAAAGCGUCUUCUCACUUUUUUAUGAUCUACUGGAUUAAGUCUUCAGUGUUUGUCUUCAAUAGGGUUACACCUUGAUAUUUAUACAGUUUUGAUAGUUUUAAAAUGGAACAGACUCAAAACUAACUACAUUACAUAAAUAAAUUUGAUAC